Molecule: messenger RNA, 4001 nt
Organism: Acomys russatus (golden spiny mouse)
Lineage: Eukaryota; Metazoa; Chordata; Mammalia; Rodentia; Muridae
Gene: Mrtfb
Product: myocardin related transcription factor B
Exons: 15
Coding region: 238-3462 (1074 amino acids)
Biological process (GO): smooth muscle cell differentiation
Source: RefSeq, a predicted model, not a curated record
GAUCUUAAGCGUCGUGCCUCACAGGCUCUGCCUCCCUCCCAACGUGGAAGAGUUAAGGGCUCCCGCCCGCUGGAGUGUGUCUGCGGGUCAAGCUGGGAACUAGAGAAUGGCCGCCUCGUGCCGCUUAGAAACUGAAUUGCCCCGCGAUUAGUGUGCUGUGAGGAGGGAGCGGGACCAGAGCGUUCUGUGCUGUCUGCUGUCCCGCUGGGUGCCGCCUGGCUCCAGAAGCCUCUCACCAUGAUCGAUAGCUCCAAGAAGCAGCAGCAGGGCUUCCCAGAGAUCCUAACUGCUGAGGAUGUCGAACCUUUCAAAGAAAAGGAAUGCCUCGAGGGGAGCAACCAGAAAAGUCUCAAGGAAGUGCUCCAGCUGAGACUGCAGCAAAGGAGGACAAGAGAACAACUAGUGGACCAGGGCAUCAUGCCACCUCUGAAGAGUCCAGCAGCAUUCCAUGAGCAGAUAAAAAGCCUGGAGCGAGCCAGAACCGAAAACUUCCUGAAGCACAAGAUCCGGAGCCGCCCAGACCGCUCUGAGCUGGUCAGGAUGCACAUACUGGAAGAAACUUUUGCAGAGCCGUCUCUUCAGGCCACACAGAUGAAGCUGAAGAGAGCUCGGCUGGCCGAUGACCUAAACGAGAAGAUUGCUCAAAGGCCUGGUCCCAUGGAGCUGGUGGAGAAGAACAUCCUUCCUGUGGACUCGAGUGUCAAGGAAGCGAUCAUAGGCGUGGUGAAAGAGGACUAUCCCCAAACUCAUGGCGAGUUCUCAUUUGAUGAAGAUAGCAGUGAUGCUUUGUCUCCAGACCAGCCAGCGAGCCAGGAGUCUCAGGGCUCAGCUGCAUCCCCCAGUGAGCCAAAAGUCAGUGCCUCGCCACCUCCUGUGACUACAAACACUCCGGCCCAGUUUACCUCAGUGACCCCAGCAGUUCCUGAAUUCUUGAAAACCCCUCUACCUGCGGACCAGCCUCCCACGAGGUCUACAGCUCCCGUCCUCCCCUCGAACACUGUGUCCUCAACAAAGCCUGGCCCAACGCUGGUGAAGCAAAGCCAUCCGAAGAAUCCCAACGACAAACACCGUAGCAAAAAGUGCAAAGACCCGAAGCCACGCGUGAAGAAGCUGAAGUACCACCAGUACAUCCCACCCAGCCAGAAGGGGGAGAGGAGCGAGCCGCACAUGGACGCCAACUAUGCCCGCCUGCUCCAGCAGCAGCAGCUCUUCCUGCAGCUGCAGAUUCUGAGCCAGCAGCAGCAGCAGCAGCAGCAGCAGCACUACAACUACCAGACCAUCCUGCCUGCGCCCGUCAAAAAUGACAAGAACAACAGUAAUAGCACGACUGCGCCUGCCAGGAAGCCAGGACCUCUGCCUUCUAGUUUGGAUGACUUAAAGGUGUCCGAGCUGAAGACAGAACUCAAACUGAGGGGUCUGCCAGUGUCAGGCACUAAGCCAGACCUCAUUGAACGCCUGAAACCCUACCAGGAAGUAACCAGUAGUGGCCUUGCCACUGGCAGUAUUGUGGCAGUGUCAUCUGCAGCUAUUGUCACCAGUAACCCAGAGGUCACAGUAGCAUUGCCAGUCACAACACUACAUAAUGCCGUGACUAGCUCUGUGUCCACUUUCAAGGCAGACUUGCCGCCUUCUGGACCCAGCAACAUGCCCCAUAUUGAAAAUGCCCAGUCCCCUCUGCCCAUCUCGCCAUCACCCUCCGAGCAGUCCAGUCUCAGUACCGAUGACACAAACAUGACAGAUACCUUCACAGAGAUCAUGACCAUGAUGUCCCCUUCCCAGUUCCUGUGUUCAUCUCCCCUGAGGGUGGCGAGCCAUGAGGACAGCCUGAGUCCCACCAGUAGCACCCUAUCAACCCUAGAACUGGAUGCUGCUGAGAAGGACCGCAAGCUUCAGGAGAAGGAAAAGCAGAUUGAAGAGCUGAAGAGGAAGCUGGAGCAAGAACAGAAGCUUGUGGAGGUCCUCAAGAUGCAGCUUGAGGUGGAGAAACGUGGGCAGCAGCGGCCACCAGACCCUCAGCCCAGUGGCCUCGCACAUCCCUUCAGUACAUCAGAUCAGAAACAUGGCAGUGUCGGGUCCUCUGUCAAGGAUGAGGCCUCACUCACUGACUGCUCCAGCCCCCAGCAGCCCAUCCCAGUGCCUGGCCACUCUGUAGGCCAGCCCAUGUCCACAGGUAGCCAGCCCCUUGUUGCCAAAAAGGCUGUGGUCAUCAAGCAGGAAGUCCCCAUGGGCCACGCAGAGCCGCAGAGUGUCGUCUCACAGUUCUACGUGAGCUCCCAGGGACAGCCACCUGCCCUGGUUGCUCAGCCUCAGGCCUUGCUGACCACACAGACCACUCAGCUGCUGUUGCCAGUGUCCAUCCAGGGCUCAAGUGUCACUUCAGUGCAACUCCCAGUGGGUAGCCUCCAACUCCAGACCCCAGCACAAGGAGGAGCCCAGGUUCAGCCUCAGGUAGCUGCCGCCACACAGAUUCCAGCUGCAGCCUUGCCCUCGGCCUUGGCCCCAGCACUGCCUCAGAAGCAGGAGGCCUUCCCGAAGCACGUGCUGGGCCAGCCUCAACCAGUCGGAAAGGUCUUCACAAACUCGGCACCAAGCACAGUUCUUCAGUAUCAGAGGCAGCCUGGCCCAGCGACCCAGCAGCCCUUUGUCAGUAAGAGCUCCAGCCCUGUUCUUCAAUCUAGAAGUACCCCACUUGCACCCCUGCAAAACGGACCUAGCCCAGCCAGCAAGCCUCACUCACCAUCCCCGCCCCAGCAGUUUGUUGUCCAACACUCUUUGUUUGGGACCCCAGUCACCAAGACUAAAGACCCACCUCGCUAUGAGGAAGCCAUCAAGCAGACACGCAGCACCCAAGCAGCCCUUCCAGAGGUUUCCAGUGCGCACAGUCAGCAGAUGGAUGACCUCUUCGACAUCCUCAUAAAGAGCGGAGAGAUCUCCUUCCCCAUCAAAGAAGAACCUUCCCCAAUUUCCACGAUGAAACCAGUGACAGCCAGCAUCACCACAAUGCCAGUCAACACAGUGGUGUCUCGGCCACCGCCCCAGGUCCAGGUAGCACCGCCUGUAUCCUUAGAGCCUGUGAACAGUUUAUCUGCCAGCCUGGAGAACCAGUUGGAAGCCUUCUUGGAUGGGACUUUACCCCCGGCCAAUGACAUCGCCCCAGUGCCGAGCAGCAGUGAGGACAGAGGGCCUUUCUCCCUGAUAGAGGAUCUGCAAAAUGACUUGCUGAGCCACUCCAGCAUGCUCUACCACUCUCACUCCCCCAUGGAAACGUCUGAGGCCCAGUUGGUGGCAGGGACGCCCUGUCUGUCUCUCGACCUGUCAGACUCCAAUCUGGACAACAUGGAGUGGCUGGACAUCACCAUGCCCACCACAUCUUCUGGGCUCACGCCUCUGAGCACCACUGCACCCAGCAUGUUCUCUGCUGAUUUUCUGGACCCUCAGGACCUGCCACUCCCAUGGGACUAAGGUCAUGGGUCACUUGUCUCCGAGCUCAUGAGGUUUCAAAACAUGAAAACAACCCUGAAAGGUCAGUGCUUAGAGCUAGAGCCAUAGCUGCACUGGUGGAAUUAAACUAUGUUGUCACAGAUACAAAGAAAGGUCAUAGCCUAGAAGCCAAGUGUGAGAGCACAUCUUGCGUCUAGCAGUGACUCCACAAUUUACAGAGGCAGGCCUGUCGCAUGCAAGAGGCCUUGUGAAUGAAUGUCUUAGAUAAAGCCAAAGGUCAGGUACCAUCCACAGGAGGUGGCACUAGGGCUCGGAUCAUCAGCUACCUUUCCCCUCUGUAGUCACCUCACGGCCCCAAUAAGAGGCAAGCAGCUCCACUUGAAACAACAGGGCAUCACAUGGAGUGGAGAAGCCACUGCACGUGUGCUCCUUAGAGUGGCCCGAGCUGGGUCUCUAGGUCAGAGGCACCCGUGCAUGUCGGGCAGCCAGCAGCAACAGCUUCCAGCCAGAGGCUCUUGAGUUCCACUUUGAAAUCAGCGUGGUUGUGUGAUGUCACAGGU